GUGUGUCCCUGUUCCUGCUCGUGGCUGGCAUGCCCCCACCCGCUUUCCUCCUGCAAGUUGAGGUUUUCUUCUGCAUCACAUCCAAAUCUCUGCUGAAGCAUCGGCAGCUCCUCGGAACAGCCGUCAGAGAGAGGGCUCCCGUUUUGGCUGGCUUUGUCUCAGUCGCGUCGGUAUGUGAGUGAGACCCAUGGACCAAGGGGCUGCUGAAAGGAACAUUUGGGGGCUCCAAGAUCUGCGCUCUUAAAACAAGUGUUCCGCAAGAGCCUCCUUGCCACGGUCCAGGAUGGAUCCGCUCUUCCACACCCCAACUGGGGACGUCCUUUACAUGAGGAGAUUAGUCAACUACUCAUCCCUGUGGAACUUCACCUUGGACAACUGGUUCCACAACGAGACGACAGAUGGCUUCCUGCCCCUGGGCAUCAAGGUCACCAUUGUAGUCGUCUACUCCAUCGUCUGCAUCGUAGGGCUGGUGGGCAACUGCUCUGUCAUGUAUGUGAUCAUCAGAUUUACCAAGAUGAAGACGGCCACCAACAUUUACAUCUUCAACCUUGCCUUGGCUGAUACCCUGUGCCUGAUUACCUUACCUUUCCAAGGAACGGAUACCUUCAUGGGCUCCUGGCCAUUUGGGAAUGCUCUCUGCAAGAUUGCUAUCUCCAUCGACUACUACAACAUGUUCACCAGCACCUUCACCCUCACCAUGAUGAGUGUGGACCGCUACAUUGCCAUUUGCCACCCCAUCAAGGCGCUGGACAUCCGCACACCCCACAAGGCCAAAGUUGUCAACAUUUGCAUCUGGGCUUUGGCUUCGGUCUUUGGCAUCCCCGUGAUGGUGAUGGGAUCAACUGAGUACGAAAAUGGCGAGAUCGAUUGCCUAAUUAGGCUCCCUGAACCCCAGGCAUAUUGGGACCCAAUAUUUGGAAUCUGCAUAUUCCUCUUCUCCUUUAUGAUCCCUGUCAUGGUCAUCACUGUCUGCUAUAGCCUCAUGAUCAGGCGCUUGAAGAAUGUCCGUGUUCUCUCUGGAUCCAAGGAGAAAGAUAGAAAUCUCCGACGCAUUGCUCGCAUGGUCUUGGUAGUGGUGGCUGUCUUCAUUAUCUGCUGGACACCUGUUCACAUCUUUGUCUUGGUCCGGUGUCUUGGAGUCAAGGCUGACAAUGAGUUCAACUUAGCUAUCUUGUACUUCUGCACUGCACUGGGAUAUGCCAACAGUUGCUUGAACCCGGUCCUCUAUGCUUUCUUGGACGAGAACUUUAAGACGUGCUUCAAGAAGUUUUGUUUUCCUUCUGCCUUCAGGAAAGAGCUCCAGAUGUCCAACCGCAUGUGCAGCAUUGCCAAGGAUGUGGCUUAUGCAUGCAAGAACUCAGAUGGGACUAACAAUCCGGCAUGACUAGGCGUGGAAAUUCCCAUGGUGCCUGUCAGCCAGCAGAGCCCGACCACACCCACGUCGGAGCUUACUCAGAUAACGGCUCUUUGAAGUGGGAGCAUUUUGACCCAGAAGUGGAGACUCAUAUAAGCAGUUUAGGGGAGGAGCACAUGUUAGAACUGCCGUACAGAAGAGUGAGCCAUUGUGCAUCAGAAUGACACAUCUCCUUCUCUUCAAAUGUGUUUUAACUUGACUCUUGGAUUCCUUAAUGCCAUGGAGGCUGUUUGCUUUGUACUGAUGCAUAAAGCAUUUUGAAAUGAAGGCACUGACAUCCACCACGGAUAUUGCUGCGCCCCCUUGUCACUGCCAUAGCAGUGGGGAAGGGGAAGCGAGAGAACAUUCAUCACUUUGUACAGUGUGAGUCGCUUCAAUGGAUCAUUAGACAGUGAAGAUUGAGAAGGUGUUGCAUGGGAAUUUCCGGUGCACUCCACAGUCAGGUUUCGCUGGAGCUACAGCACACAACAGCAGUAAGUGAGAAAAAGAGAACAACCUUUCCAGUUAUUCAUUUAGAGGAGAUGAAGAAAUGGACCGUACAGUGUUGCCUGUGAACAGUGGAGCAUUGCAGCAUUGCUUCAUGCUUUUGACUCUUUGAAGUGCACAGCCUUUGAUGGAUGAGCGUGCUGGAAGAGAAUCAAAUCCAACGUGGUGGUGGAAGGUUGGGGAGUGCACUCUUCUUUUGCAUUUUUAAAAGAAAGAUUGUGAUGCACGUACGAGUGCCUGCACGUCACCUACACAAAAGUCUAUAGUGAGCAUCCUCAGAGACCACAGUGACAACUAUGAUUAAUGCGCAUUGGAAGGAUUUUACGCAAUGCAGCAAUGACGGCUGUGGACAAGCAUGACUAGAAUAAAAGGAGGGGUAAAAUUGGGGAUAUGAAAUGUUUCAAGCAAUGGCGAAGGAAGGAAGGAAAAGGGAAGAGAUGGCAUCCCUUUCUCUGCACUUUCUUCUGUACAAAUGGUGGCAGCUGUUUGUUUUAUGCAUAUCAUGUGUCUAGGGACAGCGAUAAAAAUAGCUGUUUAAGUCUAACUGCUGCUUCUUAUGGCAAUGCAGAUUCUAGGCAGGUUUCCUGAUGGAAACCUGAGAUGAAGCAUUCAGUCAAUUAAUUCCAUCCAAGUGUCUUAAUGCGGAGAGAACAAAUGUUUCAAGUUUAUUAGCAGGAGUGAGACAGGGAAUCCAGUGCUACUUGGUUGACUCGUAAGAACUCACGAGAAUCGCCUUGGUGGGCCAGACCGGAUCUCAUCCAGCCCUGCAGUCUCUUUCCAGCUGUGGCCAACCAGAUGCCUAAAAGCGGUGGCUGCCCUUGUUGCUUAUCUCCAAUAUUCUGAGACAGACUGCCUCUGUGCAUGGAGGUUUUGUAGAAGUAUCCCACCAACUGCCUGUCAUUAAAGGUAUUCAGAUUUGGUCCAACCACAUUGCAAAUGUAAUGGGGAGGGAGGGAGUUUGCUUUGAUGUGAAAUGCUCAGGGGACAAUCUUCCUGAUCAAUAAACCAUCAUAAACAGUACAUGGCCAUAUAGACAAGUGGAUUUUGGACUCAUGGAGGCUCAAAAGAACCUCAGGUAGGAGCAGUUUCAUCAAGCUUCAUAUGACAUGCAAAUGCAUGCUACAAAGCCCCAAUAGAGGGUUUACUGUUUUUGUUUGCGUGAGCAUGAAGAAAAGCAGCUUUGGAAGGGGACAAUUUUGAGCGGAGAAGCAGUAGGGAGGGGUUGUGUUUCCUGCUGACAAAAUAUUUUGGAGCAUUGUUGGGAACAGUGUUGAGUUUUGUGGGGUGCAGAGGGGCUGAAAUCAGUAAACCAGGAGUUCUCAACCUUGGGUGCCCAGAAAUGCUGGAUUGCAACUCCCAUCAUCCUCAGUCAUUGCAGCUGGAAAUGAUGGGAGUUGUAGUCCAACAAUAUCUGGGCACCCAAGGCUGAGAACCCCUACAGUAAAUGUGAGCAGUGCCAGUGAGCAAUGACCAAGGGAGGGGAGCCCCACACCCAGACCAGAGAUGGCUCAUGUAACACCAUGCUGCUCCUCAUGCACAAAUGGGCUGGUGACAUCAUGCAUUAGCAACACAAACCACCUCCUUCUCUGGCUGCCUCCAAAAUAUGACCAUCAGAGGGGGUCCAGGGCACCCUUCCUCUUGGUUUGAAGUUCAGUGACAGCAGUCAUUUAUAGCUUCCAACCCCCAUCAGCAACAACUAUUGGUUGCGCUUAAUCUUUUGCCCACUUCCUUGGAACGCAAAAGGUGUAGAAAGGAAGCUGUUUUAUACUGAUUCGGACCAGAUUGUGGAAUGCACUCCCUGCUGAGAUACAAUCCUCCCCAUCUCUGACUAUUUUUAAAAAACAUCUGAAGACCCAUCUCUUCACCCAAGCUUUUUCAGCUCUUUAAAUUUGUAGGUUUUAAUUGUAUGCUGUUUUAAAUUGUUAAACUGUUUUAACCUUUUAUAUUUGUGUUAAUUGUUUUUAUGUCAUUGUUAACCGCCCAGAGAUGAAAGUUUGGGUGGCAUAUAAAUUAAAUCAAUCAAUCAAUCAAUCAAUCAAUCAAUCAAUCUGUCCAUCCAGGGCUGCUGCCAGUCAGUGUAGACAAUACUGAGCUAGAUGGACCAAGGUCCUGACUCAGUAUAAGGCAACUUCCUAUGUACUCCUUUUUUUUCAUUUCCAAACAUUUGGAACAGAAACAGUAGCUCUCUCAGUGCCAUGUACUAUUCCCUCUGUGGGGUUCUGGAUGCCUUUUUGCAAAAUGAGGCAAAUGUCUGGAAUCUUGCAGGGAGUAAAGUAGCUGAGAGAGAUUCAGGAAGAAAAUGGCAGGCAGGGGAAGGGAAGAACUCCAUCCCCACUGCUUCUCUGUCAAAAGUAUCCUCUCCCAUGGCUUCUUAUCCUUACAAAAAGUAGUCACCAGGGCUUCAUUAAAUGCAUUGACAUGUAACAUAUAGCUAGGCCUUUAGUGUGCCUGGGAAAAUUGAACCUUUCCUUACUGUGCCUGAGAAAACAGAUUUUUUUCCCCCACUAGCAUGAAGAAAAUAGCCACCAGAAUGACUAUUUUAAAAAGAAGAAAGCAUCCCAAGGAAGUGACUUAAAAACUGAAGGAAGGAACUGUGAUUCUUCCUCUUACCACUGAUUGUACAGACUCUUUGUUGAAAUAUUUCUUGUAACUGGUUUGACGAGAUGAUGUAUUUUUUCACGUGUUGGUCUGCUGGGUGUUGGAACGCUUCCUAUAUGCUGUAUGACUACCAGCUGCUAUGUUUCCAUGUUGUGUAAACCUUGUCUCUUUCAGUGGGGCUUCAGAAACGCUGACUGUGACACAGGUAUAACUCCUUGCUGUUUGUGUGGAAUAGGAACGAUCGAGGAUGAGAAGUAGCACUGUAGCGCGUCUUCUGAGAACUGCUGAAAUCCAAUAACUGAUCAAGUGCCAAUGAAAUGCAAAUAGUUCUUGUCAACUCAUGAGGAAAAAGGCAGAUGUAAGAACAUGUUGAAAUGAAAAAUUAUUACCAUGCAAUUUCAUUCCCAGAGAAUAAACCACCAAAUUAAUUACAAUAAGGUCUUUCACAUGACCAAGAACCAGAAGGUAGGAGGCAAUAAACCCAGCUUUUUCUACCUGUGAGAACCCAUGGGAUUCCCACCUACCCAGCCCAUUCAAAUGCAGGAAACCCUACUUCUUAACCAUGGCUUUUACCGAGGUGGGAUGAAAAUAGCAGCUUCCCUACCUCAGUUUGCUGAUUGUGUAUAGAAAUUCCCAUUUCAAGCAGUCUCUGGGAGCCAGCAACCAUGUUUGUCAGAGAGUUAUGCAGCAAGAAGGGCCAAUCAGAGGAGAGCUACUGGUGUACUGAGGGCUAGUGUACUGAGUUCCCAAUGCAUUAUGGGAUACCUCCCUUGAUCCCUGGAGGACCCAGCUCCCUGAGGCAACAAUGGAGUCCACGGCUUCCAUGUUUGUGAACAGAGACUCUGCCCAUCUUCCAGGAAUGGGAUAGGAACUCUUCUCUCUCCCAAACCAACUGGGAUAGGAACUCUUCUCUCCCCCAAACCAUCCCCAGAUGAUCAUGGGAAAGACUGUACUGCCUGAUAUCUAGACUGGUGCCAUGCUUGCGCAAUGAACAAAGUGGUACUUGUGCAAGAAAGUAAUACAGCUGAACAAAGUCCCAGAGACGUUCAAAGUUGCCCACUUGCAUAAAAGUUGCCUGCAAAACCUAUGAGAAGCAGUUUCAUAGCAGGAGUCGCACCACCUCGUUGUGCUCACACACACAUGCUAGUGCAACACUAGUCAGGAUCACAAGCUCUUGACUUGGCACUUCUGGCUAACAUGAUUGUGCAAGCACAGCACCAGUCUGGAUGUCAGCACAUAUCUUUGUUUUUAUUUUUCGCAUUUGUAUCUCAAGGUUCCUCCAAGAAGCCCAAGGCAACAUAUAAUUGGUGGCUGACAUACCAUGCAGUGUGCAGUCUUUUCAAAGAGGGAUGCACGCACAUGGUUUAUUAGCCAACCAAGAGUCUGUCCUCACUGCUAGCAAAGGUGGGAGGGGCUUUAUUCCCAAGGGCAAAAGCAACAGAGCAGUGAUUAUGCACAGCGGAGGGUGCACAUUGGAGUCUCCCCGGCCAACACUGCCAGAAAGCUCUUGACUGGCUAACAAGCCAAGGUGGCACACUGCUCAGUAUGUCAGCCAGUGUGCCGAAAAAUCCUAGAUCAAGAAAUAAGACCAGCCGUUAUCACAAUCUAAAAAGCAUACGUUGGACUAUCCCAUGUUUUCCUCACAAGAGCCCUGUGAGGUAGGUUAGACUGGGAGGUAGUAACUAGCUUACAGCAGCCAUCCAGUUAGCUUCCUGGCAGUGCAGGGAUUUGAGGUUGCCUCCUCAUUCCAACACUUCUAAUAAUUGCACCAUACUGACUUUCUUACUCAGUUUAUUAUUAUUACAUGUUUCUCGAUGAUCUUCAUCGGAGCAACUCAGUGAGUCAGCUCAUUGAUGCAGGCCAUGAACAUCCUGUAUCAUGUACUUUCCCUCAUGGCCUCUAGAUGCCAGAACAACGUGCUUUUAAAAAAAGAAAAAGUUCUUGGGGACUAAAAGUCUUGGUUCCUAAAUGUGGUUGCUGCUGCUGCUUAGCUGUUGUAUUAGUUCUUUUGUUUUUACAUCUCAUUGUGCGAUUGUCUUAAAUUAUGUUGUUGUGAGCUGCUUUGAGCAUCUCCUGGUGAGCUGCAAGGCAGGAUAUACAUAUUUUAAUAUGUUAAUUUGCAUUUGAAAAUUCUAAAGUUUGCAGAUUCAGUGCCACCGCCCCUCCCCCAAGGAACACCUUUGAGAGCUUGAAAAGCCCCCAAAUGGAUGUCUGCUGCAUCCUUCUGCAUCAGUGUUUUGAUCUUCCUGAGGAAGACAGAAUAAACGCCUACAGAGUUAUCCAACCACCAGCACAAGACCCUCUUGAUACCUUUGAAGUCUUCAAAAAUUACAAGGGGCUGGUGGGCUGGUGAAUAGAAACCUGGGCGCGCACCUUGUUACCUUUAGAAAAUACUUUCUCUGUAAUGAUUACAGAUGGGAAUUGUCUCCCAGGCAGACAGAACAAAGCACUUGCACAAUCAUCCAUCCAACAGCCUACUGGGUUGUUUAUUGCAGAAAUUACUUGCUAGGCAUAGAAUUGCUUUACCACCAGACACCACCCACCUAAUAGUCUAGCAUCAUCCUGAGGAUUUAAAUAUACACACCCCUACACAUACAAAUCCCGAUGCACAGCUCUAGUUAAAAUUCUGAUUUUAUAAAUGGGGAACUGAAGUUGAAGAAAUAGAAUAGAAACAUGGAGACUGCAGUGUGAGGUUCAUGAAUGCAGAGAAGCAGAAUUCCUCAUCUUGGUUCUGCUAACAAACCACACCUGUAGUAUAAAAGAACAGACAACAAGACAAGAAGAGGUCUAAGCAGGUGCUGAGAGAGAAACCUACAAGUGAAUGUGUUUUGUUUUAUAGCUGCUUCCCUCAUAGACACAUCUUAUGUAGAUUUGACUACAGGUUUAUUCAGAAAAAAACUCCACUUCCUCCUUCUCCUUUCCCUCCUUUUUUUCCCUUUAGGAACAUAGGAAGGUGCCAUAUACUGAGUCAGACCCUUGGUUCAUCUAGCUCAGUAUUGUCUUCACAGACUGGCAGCGGCUUCUCCAAGGUUGCAGGCAGGAAUCUUUCUCAGCCCUAUCUUGGAGAUGCUGCCAGGGAGGGAACUUGGAACCUUCUGCUCUUCCCAAGGUGGCUCCAUUCCCUGAGGGGGAAUAUCUCUUAAAGUGCUUACACUUCUAGUCUCCCAUUCAGAUGCAACCAGGGCAGACCCUGCUUUGCUAAGGGGACAAGUCAUGCUGGCUACCACAAGACUAGCUCACCAGAGCAGCACUCCACUGCACUCCACACAUACUCUCUACAGGAUCCCCAUGGGACAAACGUCUCACCAACAAAACAAAAGAUUACUAGAUAGACUCCAACAGACUGAAGAGAUUUUCUUCUCACAUCUGAGCAACUUAAUUUUAAAAAUGGCUGCCAAUGGCAGACUUGGUCCCUUUUUACCAUGUGGUCAAAGUGGCUUGCAAAUUUAGGGGAGAAGAGCUGGACAUUUGGUAGCAAGCCUGACUUGUCCCCUUUGCUAAACAGGGUCCACCUUGGUUGCAGUUGCAUGGGUGACUACAUGUGAGUACAGUUAGAUAUUCUCCUUGGAGGAUGCGGCCUCAGUGGGAAAGCAUAAAAGAGCAGGGGCAAAGUUUUAAAGUUAUAUUGAAAGCCGGGCCGGAUUAAGCUAGUGCAGGGCCUGUAGCAUAUGUUAUUAAGGGGCCCUAAAUUUUAAAAAAUGCACAUAAAUAUUAAAACAUAAAUUAUUUACUUGCAUAGUAAAGUGAUUCAAUUUUUUCAUUUGCUAUAUUUUGGAGUAUGGGAGACCAAGCCACAAACUCACACUUACUACAACAACAGUGAACACUUAUAUACUGUUUUUCAAUCAAAAUUCUCAAAGUGGUUUACACAGAAAAAUAAAGAGUGGAGAGAUGAUUCUCUGUCUCCAGAGGGCUCACACUCUAAAAAGAAAAAUGUGGUAGGCACCAGCAACAGCCACUGGACAGAUGCUGUGCUGGGCCUUCUCUUAAAAGGCACAUUUAGCAGAAAGGGGAUAUUUUAUCUAACAUGGACCAAACAAAACAGGUAACAUUUUAACUUUAAUUCCUAGUUGGAAGCUGGCAAUGUGGGGCACUCGAAAACGUGGGGCCCGGAGCAAAUACUACAUUUGCUACUACGUUAAUCUGCCAUAGUAGAUUGAAAGCAGCUAUAAGACAAGAUACAUGGAUAGACCUUACUUUAAGAAUGCCUGCUGAAACCACACAAUUUUCAACAUCCUUGCACAUUUACAAUAUAAUGAAUUACUUUAUAUUACAGAAUUAUCAGCCUAAUACUGGCAGGAACUGAUUAAAUACACAAUCAAUUAUUCAUUCAUUCUAUUGCCCUUUAGUAUAUUCAGCGACUGAUAGCCUGACUAUGGUUGUGUUUGUGCACUCUUUUGUAAACCGCCAUGAGAUGCUGGUAUGAGGCAGUAUAUAAAUGUGAUAAAUAAAUAGUGCAAGAUCAUGUAGCUGUGCUAAAUCAGGAGGGUUUUUGAAAUGGCACUCUUGCACUAUCAUGCAAAAGUUCUUGCAUGCUUGCAUUAGCGCAACACUCAGGAAUGCAAGCCCCAGCCUUGAUUGAUUGAUUGUUAAAUUUAUAUACCGCCUUUCAUUAAAAUAAUCACAAGGGGGUUCACAUAGAAAAAGUUAAAACAAGAAUAUAAAAAUUGCACAGUUAAAUUAUGCUAAAAUAUAAAAACAGAUCUAAUUAACUUUUUAAAAAAAUACAUACAUACAUGCCUUAGUGCAACUAGCUCAUGCAAUGGCCUUGUGCUUGUGUAACACCCUCAUGCAAGCACAGGGAUAUUUGUCAGGAUGUUGGCCACUGGCUUACAAACUUUGGGCAUGAUUCUGCCACAUUUAGACAUUUAAAAAAUAAAUUAAAUCCAAUGGGCCUGCAAACCACUGAUAUUGUUAUAUCUGCUGGAUACCAAAGCCUUCUUUGCCUCUGUAAAUACAAUUGGUGUCCCUUGCACCCAAGUACAGCCACAUGAAACUGGCAGACUUCUACAGACCUGGUUAGGGUUUAAGAAUAGUGGCUUGGAUACCACACAUUUUCCUAUCGAAGGAAGAAUGGGGCAUGUGCCCUGUGAGUGUGGAAAGCCCGUGGACACUGCUUGCAAAUGCACAGAGCCUCUGUGGCUCUUAAGGAUUGCAUCAUCACUCUAGGAUGCUUCUCCCAUCAUUCCCAAUGGUCAAAGCAUCCUAUUGCUCGAAUGCAAUUCAUAGGAGCCACGGGGGCUCUCUGUGUUUGCAAGCAACAUUGAUGGGAUUUCUGCCCUCAAAAAGCCAGUAUGCAUGCUUCAUUCUUCAGUGGGAGCAGAAAUAUUUAGAGUAGAGUGCCUGCACUCUGGGAGAGCUACUUAGAUUGGAAAUAUAUCACUGGAUCAUCAGUGACACAUUUCCAGUCAAAGCAGUGGGCCCACUACAUUAAGUAUUUGCAAGACUGCCAGUGCUUCCUGAGUAGCCUGCCACAGCUUGAGUGGGUCAUGACCACCAGCAUUAGGCUACACAAUGAGGCGGUAUCAUGAGGCGGGUCUCACGGUCAGAGCUGGGAGGCAGCCAUGGGUGGCCGGAUCAGCCUCCCACAUGACUGCUGGCUCUGUGACAGAGCCGGCGGGGAUUGGGGGCCAUGUGGCCCCCGGAAACUCCGGCAUGCCCUCCGUGAGUGCGCAGGGCCUGCUGGAGAGACCCCUGAGCCGGGAUGCUGCUUUUUAGCAAUGGCAGCACACGAUCUGUUAACUCCAGUUAGUGGAGCACUCACUCUGCUAACCUGGGCUAAGGGGAGGGCUUCUCAAGCGGGUUUACACGACCAGCAAAAAUCAGGUUAGGCUCUCCUAGCCCGAUUUUUGCUGGUCGUGAGAAUAGCCACAACAUAUGGGCCAAUAAAACCAGCGCUCUCUCUCUCUCUCUCACACACACACACACACACAUUCAUAGGAAUAUAGGAAGCUGCUUUAUACUGAGUCAGACCAUUGGUCCAUCUAGCUCGGUAUAGUCUAUACCAACUGGCAGCGGCUUCUCCAAGGUUGCAGGGAGGACUCUCUCUCAGCCCUAUCUUGGAGCUGUCAGGAAGGGAACUUGGAACCUCCUACAUGCAAGCAGGCAGAUGUUCUUCCCAGAGCGGCUCCUUCCCCUCAGGGGAAUAUCAUACAGUGCUCACACAUGUGGGCUCCCAUUCAAAUGCAACCAGGGUGGAACCUACUUAGCAAAGGGGACAAUUCACACUUGCCACCACAAGACCAGCUCUCCUCAUUCAUUCUAUGUUUAAUAACAAUUUAGAUUAUUGGAAUGAAUACUUCAGUUCUGCAUCAGGCAUUGAGAGAGGUAGUCUGGUGUAGGGUAGUGGCAGAAUAUUGUGGUUGGACUACAAAGUCCCAGGUUCAAAUCCCUGCAUAACUGUGAAGCUUUUUGGGGAUCAUGCUAUCUUCAGCCUAAUCUAUUUUACAGGGUUGUAGUGAUAAAAUAAAAUCCAUAUGCUCUGCUCUGAGCUCCUUGAGAAAGGUAUGAUGCAAAUUUAAUAAACAAAAGAUUCUUAGGAAUGCACAUUUAAAAAAAAAAAAAGUACAUGGAGACAUGUUUGUGGUAUAUAGGAUUUUUACUAUAAUGCUCCAGCACUUUAAAACUCCAUUUGAAUUUCCAUCCACCGACCUUUAUAGCAGUGAUGUGGUGUUUCCAGGGAACAGAAGAAAAGUGCUGAUUUCUGACCACUGAACUUUUCCAAGAGGAGCAACACCAAGGAGAAGAAAAACAAAAACUGUAUAGCUUUAUUGCUCUGUGCCUAUGGAAUUCAAAGGGCCGUGACUGGCUGGCUGGUUGAAAUGCAAACUUAAUUAUUUACAAAAAUGUUUGUGACGUUGAUAUGAGUGAGCUUUCUGAUUAUUGCUGUGCAAACGGCCAUUUACCUAGGCAGCUACUUGUGCUUUAAGAAAAAUAAAAUUAUGCACUUGGAAA
Messenger RNA from Hemicordylus capensis (graceful crag lizard), 11452 nucleotides. It is a transcript of the gene OPRL1, whose product is annotated as opioid related nociceptin receptor 1. Lineage: Eukaryota; Metazoa; Chordata; Lepidosauria; Squamata; Cordylidae. The coding region runs from base 284 to 1384 and encodes 366 amino acids. Gene Ontology annotation, molecular function: DNA binding; nociceptin receptor activity; neuropeptide binding. Gene Ontology annotation, biological process: sensory perception of pain; neuropeptide signaling pathway. Gene Ontology annotation, cellular component: neuron projection; membrane. The transcript has 4 exons. The record is from RefSeq and is a predicted model, not a curated record.